AGCUGGGCUAUGGUUUGGUGCUUCGGUCUGGCCAUCCUCAGCCUGAUCAUCAGCCAGGGGGCUGACGGUCGAAGAAAGCCUGAGGUGGUUUCUGUGGUGGGCCGGGCUGGGGAGAGUGCAGUGCUGGGCUGUGACCUGCUGCCCCCGGCUGGCCGGCCCCCUCUGCAUGUCAUCGAGUGGCUGCGCUUUGGAUUCCUGCUUCCCAUCUUCAUCCAGUUUGGCCUCUACUCUCCCCGAAUCGACCCUGAUUACGUGGGACGAGUCCGACUUCAAGCAGGAGCAUCUCUCCAGAUCGAGGGGCUUCGAGUUGAAGACCAGGGCUGGUACGAAUGUCGUGUGCUCUUCUUGGAUCAGCACAGUCCUGAAGAGGAUUUUGCCAACGGCUCCUGGGUGCACCUGACAGUCAAUUCUCCCCCACAGUUCCAAGAGACACCUCCUCAAGUCCUUGAAGUGAAGGAAUUGGAGCCAGUUACCCUGCACUGUGUAGCCCGAGGGAGCCCCCAACCACGAGUGACUUGGAAGUUCCAAGGACAGGACCUUGGCCAGGACCACAGUCAGCUACGAGUGCAGAACGAGACACUAUGGAUCCAGAAGGUGACCCGAAGCAGAGCUGGAGUCUAUACAUGCCAAGCCUCCAGCACUGAGGGCAGUGCCACCCAUGCCACCCAGCUUCUGGUGCUAGGACCCCCUGUCAUCAUUGUACCCCCAGAGAAUCACACAGUCAAUGCCACGCAGGAUGCUUCCUUGGCCUGCCAGGCUGAGGCAUACCCUGCUAACCUCACCUACAGCUGGUUCCAAGACGGCAUCAAUGUUUUCCACAUUAGCCGGCUGCAGUCCCGAGUGCGGAUCCUGGUGGAUGGAAGCCUUCGGCUGCAGGCUGUCCAGCCGGAUGAUGCUGGCCGCUAUACCUGUGUGCCCAGCAAUGGCCUUCUGCACUCGCCCUCCGCCUCUGCCUAUCUCACUGUGCUCUACCCAGCACAGGUGACUACAAUGCCUCCUGAGACGCCCCUGCCCAUAGGAAUGCGGGGGACGAUCCGAUGCCCAGUUCGUGCGAACCCCCCACUGCUAUUUGUCAGCUGGACCAAGGAUGGGCAGGCCCUGCAGCUGGACAAGUUUCCCGGCUGGUCCCAGGGCCCAGAAGGCUCACUGAUUAUUGCUCUGGGGAAUGAAGAUGCUCUGGGAGAAUAUUCCUGCACCCCCUACAACAGUCUUGGUACAGCCGGACCCUCUGCUGUGACCCGUGUGCUGCUCAAGGCUCCCCCAGCUUUUAUAGAACGGCCUAAAGAAGAAUAUUUUCAAGAAGUAGGGCGGGAGCUGCUCAUCCCUUGCUCUGCCGGAGGAGACCCUCCUCCAACCAUUUCUUGGGCCAAGGUGGGCCGGGGGCUGCGGGGCCAGGCUCAGGUGGACAGCAACAACAGCCUCAUCCUGCGACCAUUGACCAAAGAGGCCCACGGACGCUGGGAAUGCAGUGCCAGCAAUGCUGUGGCCCGAGUGGCCACUGCCACCAACGUCUAUGUGCUGGGUACCAGUCCUCAUGUGGUCACCAAUGUGUCUGUAGCACCUUUGCCCAAGGGUGCCAAUGUCUCCUGGGAGCCUGGCUUUGAUGGUGGCUAUCUGCAGCGAUUCAGUGUCUGGUAUACCCCAUUGGCCAAGCGUCCUGACCGAGCUCACCACGACUGGGUGUCUCUGGCAGUGCCUGUGGGGGAAGCCCACCUCAUAGUGCCAGGGCUUCAGCCCCACACUCAGUACCAGUUCAGUGUCCUGGCUCAAAACAAGCUGGGCAGUGGGCCCUUCAGUGAGAUCGUCUUGUCUGCACCAGAAGGUCUUCCCACCACACCAGCUACCCCCAAGCUUCCUCCGACAGAGAUGUCACCUCUCUUGUCACCUCCUCGAGGUCUGGUGGCAGUCAGGACACCCCGGGGAGUUCUCCUGCACUGGGAUCCUCCAGAAAUGGUACCUGAGAGGUUGGAUGGCUAUGUCUUAGAAGGACGGCAGGGCUCCCACGGCUGGGAGGUGCUGGACCGGGCUGUAGCCGGGACAGAAAUGGAGCUGCUGGUGCCAGGCCUCAUCAAGGAUGUCCUCUAUGAGUUUCGUCUUGUGGCUUUUGCGGGUAACUACGUCAGUGAUCCCAGCAACACAGCCAAUGUCUCCACUUCUGGCCUGGAAGUCUACCCCUCACGCACACAGCUCCCAGGUCUCCUACCGCAGCCCGUACUGGCUGGUGUGGUAGGUGGGGUUUGCUUCCUGGGCGUGGCUGUCCUAGUGAGCAUCCUGGCUGCCUGCCUCAUGAACCGGCGCAGGGCUGCCCGGCGUCGACGCAAGCGCCUCCGCCAGGAUCCACCUCUGAUCUUCUCCCCACCCAGGAAAUCAGCAUCACACGCUGCUCCUGGCUCUGGCAGUCCUGACAGUGUGGCCAAACUGAAGCUCCAGGGCUCCCCUGUCCCCAGUCUACGGCAGAGUCUGCUUUGGGGAGAGACCGCCCGGCCUCCUAGCCCUCGUCCAGACUCACCACCUGGUCGGGGGCCCUUACCUCUGGAGCCCAUUUGCCGUGGGCCAGAUGGGCGAUUUGUGAUGGGGUCCACUGUGGGGGCCUCCCAAGAAAAAUCAGGUCUGGAGCAGGUAGAGCCUCGGAACCCAGCCCAGCGUCUGGCCCAGUCCUUUGACUGCAGCAGCAGCAGCCCCAGUGGGGUACCACAGCCCCUCUGCAUUGCAGAUAUCAGCCCCGUGGGGCCCCCUGCAGCAGCCUCCCCCGGCCCCCUGCCAGGACCUGGACCUCUGCUCCAGUACCUGAGCCUGCCUUUCUUCAGGGAGAUGAAUGUGGAUGGGGACUGGCCUCCGCUUGAGGAACCCAGCCCUGCUCCUCUCCCAGAUUACAUGGAUACGAGACUCUGUCCCACCUCAUCUUUCCUUCCACCCCCAGACUCCCCGCCUCCAUCCUCCAGGGUGGCAUUUCCUGGGGCUGUGAUAGGGGCUGGGCCCACCUCAGAACCUCCUUACACAGCUUUGGCCGACUGGACACUGAGGGAGAGGGUCCUGCCAGGCCUUCUCCCUGCUGCCCCUCGGGGCAGCCUCACAAGCCAGAGCAGCGGAAGGGGAAGUGCUUCCUUCCUGCGGCCCCCCUCCUCAGCCCCUUCUGCAGGGGGCAGCUACCUCAGCCCUGUUCCAGGAGAUACCAGCAGCUGGGCCAGUGGCCCUGAGAGAUGGCCUCGAAGGGAACAUGUGGUGACAGUCAGCAAAAGGAGGAACACAUCAGUGGAUGAGAACUAUGAAUGGGACUCAGAAUUCCCUGGGGACAUGGAAUUACUGGAGACUUGGCCCCUGGGCUUGGCAGGCUCUCGACCUCGACCUGAAGUUGAGCCAGAGCUAGGUGCUAAGACUUUAGAGGAAGGCUGCCUUCUGAACACUGUCCAUGCUGCUGGCCCUGAGGCCCGCUGUGCAGCCCUUCGGGAGGAAUUCCUGGCCUUCCGCCGCCGCCGAGAUGCCACCAGAGCCCGGCUACCAGCCUAUCGACAACCAAGCCCUCAUCCGGAACAGGCCACUCUGCUUUAAGGCUGGGAUAAGGUGCAUGGACCUGCAGAGAAGCCUACAGUGUGACCUAGCUGCAAUCUCAGAGGCUGCUCCUGCCAUUUUGUGCUUAUGCACAGAGCUUGAGCUUGGGUGAACUUGGUAUGGAAUGUAUGUGCUGGCCCCCUAGGUGGGUCUGGAUUGGAGUGGGGCUCUUAGUUUGCCUGUGUGUGUGUGUGUGUGUGUGUGUGUGUGUGUAUGGUUGUG
This is a messenger RNA of Dipodomys ordii (Ord's kangaroo rat), 3771 nucleotides long. RefSeq names its product immunoglobulin superfamily, member 9 (gene Igsf9). NCBI's taxonomy places the organism in Eukaryota, Metazoa, Chordata, Mammalia, Rodentia, Heteromyidae. Gene Ontology annotation, biological process: cell-cell adhesion. The coding region runs from base 10 to 3549 and encodes 1179 amino acids. Gene Ontology annotation, molecular function: protein binding. The record is from RefSeq and is a predicted model, not a curated record. The transcript has 20 exons.